Molecule: messenger RNA, 1213 nt
Organism: Durusdinium trenchii
Lineage: Eukaryota; Dinophyceae; Suessiales; Symbiodiniaceae
Source: the annotation of a GenBank genome assembly
AGCUCCAGCCGGGGCGGGAUGCGGGCGAUCCACCCAUCGCCCGAGAAAGUCAGAUAGUGUACAUUUAGAGGCAUCGAUUGAGGCGAUGCACCCAUCAGAAGCAUAUGGCUCGGUGGAUUUCAAUCAGCAAAAGACGCCUAGGAGAUGGAGAUUGAACCGACUCGCCAUGCUGGAGGCGGUCUUCGUGCCAUGGGCGCUCUUCGUCGGGUUGGCAUGGAUACUUUCAUUCUCAGUCCAUUUCGAACACACCUGGGCUGCCUGGGCCUUGGUGGCCGCUGGUCUAGUCUUCCCUCUUGGCUUGUGGUACGUCGUCAAGCACCAGUCUGAAGAUCCCAGAUCCCUCUCCCACCUGGAGCCCAACUGGUUCUUUUUCCUGGCUGCUGUUUGCUCCAUCGCCUGGUUCGCAGGUCUAGGCUUUGGGCUCUACAACUGGUUCAGCACCAUGGCCCCGUACUAUGACAAAGCCAGCUUAGCGCUCAUCUCCAAUGUGAGCACCCGGAGCUCCAAAGGUGGGCAGUUCAUCGACAUCGCCGCCCUGGAGUUCACUCCGUUCACGGAGGUGAAUGAGAGCCUCACGAUGGCCUACAAGGACGGCCAUUCCUAUUGUGUGGCUCCGAUCGUCACUCCAGGUCCUCCCGGCGUAGCUCCACCAGCCUUCUACGAGUUUUGGGCCGUGGGUAUGGAUUGUUGCAACCCCUUCGAGCCCAAGGUCUUCAUGUGUGGCGAACCCAAUGAUGAUGAGGCGCGUGGCGGGGUUCGUUGGACCGAUCCCUCCCAAAUGCCGCAGUUCAGGAAAGCCAUUCAGCAGGCCCAGGAGGAGUACCAGAUCAAGGCCGGCGAGGACGUGCUAUUCCUCCAAUGGACUGGUGAUCCCAUGAAGAAGAUCCACGAACAGUUCUUGACCGGACGGGCCAACUUUCGCUUUGCUGUUUGGGCAUACCUGGGGCUCUCGGUGCUUUUCAUGUUGUUGGAAGUGGCACACCAGAAGUUCGCCUGACCUGAGAAAACAAGUAUGGACCAUCACCGGGGGAAAGCUUGGUCUACAAUCAGGGUUUGACAUCAGACAUGAUCAGACUAGACUUGAUAAGGGGGGCCUGGUAAGGCACCGCCAAGUCCAUCGGUCCCUGUGAAGUGCUUUUAAAACAUUGGUCUUACAUCCAGUCUGAGAUCCAGUGAUUGUUGCCUCAAGCGGAGCCUGUAUGUGGUGACUCAG